Molecule: messenger RNA, 714 nt
Organism: Prosopis cineraria
Lineage: Eukaryota; Viridiplantae; Streptophyta; Magnoliopsida; Fabales; Fabaceae
Product: early nodulin-75-like
Exons: 1
Coding region: 16-489 (157 amino acids)
Source: RefSeq, a predicted model, not a curated record
GUUUCAUGCACCAAAAUGGAUCCAUAUCCAAAUCGGAAAGCCCCAAACACUAUGCUCCUCAACUGCUUGCUUGUGUUCUUCGUGGCUCUCGUGUUUCUGACCCCGAUCUCUAUUGCCGACGAGCAGCCUGAGGUGGAUGGCCUUCCCCAGGGAUACUACAAGUCACCGCCCAAGUACAAGCCACCAAAAUACAAGCCACCGCCCAAGUACAAGCCCCCGAGCACUCUAGAGAACGAGCCUCAAACUCAGGUGGACGACGUUCCACAAGGAUACUACAAGCCUCCACCAAAGUACAAGCCACCGCCCAAGUACAAUCCACCGCCCAAAUACAAGCCACCGCCCAAGUACAAGCCACCAAGCGCGGUUGAGAAUGAGCCUGAAACUCAAGUAGACGACGUUCCACAGGGAUACUACAAGCCGCCACCGAAGUACAAGCCGCCUCCGAAGUACAAGCCGCCUCCAAAGUACAAGCCACCCACUGCCAAUUAGGUUAUGAUCACUGGAACCUCUAUGCAGAAAUAAGAGUACUCGUUACUCACGUGUAUUUCAUCUAAUUAUCAAGUACCGCUAUGUAGAUGCAUGCAUGAACGCAUGCUUCUAUUAUCUUCUUACUCUGUGCGUGUGAGCGCGCGUAAAGCUUGUUUAUGUUGUGUUCUCGCGGUCCUUUGAUCAGGUUUCACGUUUAAUAUAAUUCUGCCCUUGUUAAAGUAUAAA